AAGUAACCAGACUCGAUAAUAUUAACAACAUUCAUGAAUAUCUGCUUAGUUUGGGAUAAUAUAUUCAUUAUUUCAAGGACAAUCCUGGCCACCAUUUUGGAUGGAUUUAUUAGUGUAAAAUCCAAUGACGCAGCAUCUAAAAUUAAAAACAGCACCAUAGUCCAUAGGCUAUACACAAAGUCAAAGAGACUGGAAAAUGCAAAGUUUACUGAUUUUUCUUCAAUUAGGCCUACUGGUCCUAAUUUGCAUGCAAUCUUUAUCUAAUGCCGUCCUCUUCAUGAAUUGUGAAGAAGUACUGGUACAAUUAAAGCUAAUGUUUUGAAAUGGGCAGGUCAUUUGCUUUUGUUUACAUCGAACAGCUGAUACAUUCUGUUUAUCUUCGGAGCUGUCAAUCAUUUUGUAACCUUUGACAUCGAUUCCUCAUUUUUCUUUAUUCCGAGAUAUCUCAUGUCAUUUUAAAUUUUAGUGAUACACAUAUAACUAUUUUUCUAUUAUAUCACAUAUUUGUUCGAGAAAAUGUGAGUUUCAUACGGAUAAGCAGUAUAAUAGUUUUUGAUUAGGCGUGGUUUGUUGUGUCACAUGACCUCAACGUCACCACAUUAUCGACAGAUCCGCCAUAGUGUUGUUAUCGUGAGCAAGUGUAAAUUUGCAAUACCUUCCUAAAUUCUCCAAAUUGAUUCAUUUCGGGGAGAUUCAAGAUGUCAUCUCCCAGCCCCGGUAAACGUCGAAUGGACACUGAUGUUAUUAAGCUAAUCAAUAGCAAGCAUGAAGUGACCUUACUAAAUGGUCUUAACGAGUUCAUCGUUAAAUUCUUUGGACCAGAUGGAAGUCCGUAUGGUGGAGGAGUUUGGAAAGUGAGAGUUGACCUCCCUGAUAGGUAUCCCUUCAAAUCUCCUUCAAUAGGUUUUCUGAACAAGAUUUUCCACCCAAACAUUGAUGAAGCAUCUGGGACUGUCUGUCUUGAUGUGAUCAACCAAGCUUGGACUGCCUUGUAUGAUCUCUCGAACAUCUUUGAAUCUUUUCUGCCACAGCUUCUCUCCUAUCCCAACCCAGUUGAUCCUCUUAAUGGAGAUGCUGCUGCAUUGUACCUCCACAAACCAGAAGAAUACAAAAAGAGGGUCGAAGAAUAUGUUAAAAAAUAUGCGACCGAGGAGGCAAUACGCGAACAAGAAGACCAGUCAUCAUCAAGUGAGAGCUCUUUGUCAGACUUUUCUGAGAAUGAGGCGCAGGACAUGGAGUUAUAACAAAUACACGACUUGUUAAUAUUUUUUUGUAAAUAUCUGGAGAUAUUAUUUAUCCUGUGGAAAUGAAUUGAAUUCACUUCAAGAUGCCUUCCUCAGACCAUUUGUUGGCUAAUGUUCUCUUUUAAGUGUUCGAGCAUUUCAAGCCAAGGUUGGCUGAUGUUUCAAAAUUACGACAUGAUAAUCAUUUUUUACAAACUGAAAGAUGUUGACGGGGAUAUACAUGCUUCAUCAAGCAACCUAUGAAUAAUCUGAUGUCACCAAGUGCUCUUUAUCUGUCACUUAAAGAAUCUUCUCACGGUGCCAAAUUGAAUGAAUAUGCUGGUUUAUACGAUAAACUCCUCCAAAUCUUUUCUCAAAUGAAUUUGAGGUUAGAGGGGUGUAAAGCACUCCUCACUCCCUCUAUUCCACCAGCUACAAAAGAUUAUUAUUGGAAAUCUGUACCCCACUCUAGUUGUCAAUCGAUUGGGCACUGUUAUUCUUGAAUAUUUUUUUUUCAUGUGAGGAAGUCAUCAGAAAUCGAAUUGAAUCUCAUCUCCAUGGGUAGUUGUUUUUAUAUGAUAUUGAAACAGAAUAUGUACGCCACACAAUGCCGAAAUAGGCAAGUGUAUUGGCACCUGGCAUUUUACUAGACAUGUGGAACCUUUUUGGUCUAUUACUGAAUACAAACUUGAGUGAUUAUAAACAAUA
This is a messenger RNA of Lineus longissimus, 1931 nucleotides long. RefSeq names its product ubiquitin-conjugating enzyme E2 H. Bases 699 to 1244 code for a protein of 181 amino acids. The record is from RefSeq and is a predicted model, not a curated record. Gene Ontology annotation, molecular function: ubiquitin conjugating enzyme activity. Gene Ontology annotation, cellular component: nucleus. NCBI's taxonomy places the organism in Eukaryota, Metazoa, Nemertea, Pilidiophora, Heteronemertea, Lineidae. Gene Ontology annotation, biological process: ubiquitin-dependent protein catabolic process; protein polyubiquitination. The transcript is spliced from 7 exons.